This is a messenger RNA of Beta vulgaris subsp. vulgaris (sugar beet), 2699 nucleotides long. RefSeq lists its product as hypothetical. The coding region runs from base 301 to 2388 and encodes 695 amino acids. The record is from RefSeq and is a predicted model, not a curated record. NCBI's taxonomy places the organism in Eukaryota, Viridiplantae, Streptophyta, Magnoliopsida, Caryophyllales, Amaranthaceae. The transcript is spliced from 10 exons.
AGAGAUUAACUAAAAGUGGAAUUGCAAUUUGCAUUUCUCUCCUUCUUCUCCUUGUUUCUUCUCUCACCGUCUCAAAGGUUUCGCCGACCACCUUUUGUUUCACGUACUUGUUCUUAAUUCAUUCUUUUGUUUCCCAGAUUAAUUUCUUUUCUCUCUCCUCUUUUCACUCGCAAAACGCUGGUAUUCCUUCAUCGAUCGACGCUUCUUAUUCUCUCUCUCUCCUUUGAAUCAUAAAGUGUCAACUCACUACUGGUACAUUUUUCCAAGGUUGCAACCAUUUAAGUGAAUUUUCGAGGAUAAAUGCCUCUUCCAAAGCUCAAGGCCUCUGGUGCAGUAGAUACAAUGAAGGUGGAUGAUGGAAAUGACUCUUUAGACACAUUCAUCAGACAAGCAAUAGGGAAAGAGCCCUUUCUUUCUUUCUCAAGGGCUAAUGACAGUCCAGUUCAGUGGAUUCAGUUACUUCAUGCCUUGGAUCAGCAAGAUCUGCCAGGAUGGCCUUUGCUCUCUCCAUUGAAGGUUCAAAUGCAGAAAUGUGAGAAGUGCUCUCGUGAAUUUUGUUCAACCAUCAGUUAUCGAAGACAUAUGCGCCUACAUAGGCGGAACUUGAACCUCGAUAAGGAUUCAACUAUGAAAAAUAGGGGCCUGCUGCAAGCUUUUUGGGACAAGCUGUCUCCAGAGGAGGCCAUGGAGAUUAUGUCAUUUAAUGACAUUUCUCUUGAGGGAGUUAGUGGGUCUUCGAUUGUAAAGGCGUUGACUUCAUUCAUUCGGAAGCCUGGAUUCAGUUCUUUACCACAAACUUAUGUAAAAUCUGGCUCUGCACUCCUGGACAUUGUCCAGGGUAGACCUUCCAGGUUCCCGAUAUCAUCACAGGAAUUGUUUGCUAUUUUAGAUGAUGCAAGCGAGAAGACCUUUUUAUGUGCUGGCACAGCUGAAUCAUUACAGAAGUAUGUGUUUGAUGGAGAGGCAGGAAAGAUUGGGCUUGAAAUGAGGAACUUGGUUGCUUGUACUAGCUUCCUUGCUGAGCAGAAAUUGGUGAAGGCAUGCCUUGCUGACAAGGACGCUGAGGCUUUGAGAUAUCAGAAAUUGCUUGUGGAGGAAGAAGAAGCUGCUCAAAAGAGACAAGCAGCUAUUUUGGAAAAGAAAAGACAGAAGAAACUUAGGCAAAAGGAGCAAAGGGCAAAGGAGCAAGGCAGUGCAGAAACAGAUGAUUCUCCGGAAGACAGUUACCCUUCUCCACCAACCUCUAGUGCUGUUGACACCCCUGACUAUAUUCUAGAAGUGCCAGAAGUUCCUCACACGUCUGUUUUAUCUUCUGAGUCUUUUCAAAUGAUUGAUGUUGAAGCAGAUCGUGCCAAGAGUUAUGAACAUGAAUAUUUAGAUUUAGAUUCUUCUCAUAAUGUAUAUCCUGAUAUGGAUUCUUACCAAAAUGUUGAGAAUAGAACAUUGCAUCGAAGUGGUCGAAGACACACAGCUAACUCUCGUUGGCAAGCACCAAAAUUGCAGAGAACCUCUAAUGGAUUUCAUACCAGUCACAAUUACCAGGCACCAAAGCUUGGAGCAGCACAAAAGCAUGCCUCUUCCAGGGAUUCCCGAGUUGCUACCAAUGGCAUUAAAGUGUGGACUCCAAAACCAAAAUCAGACACUGAUGAAGAGAGUUACAGAACUAGGUUACAGAUUGAAGCACCAAAUGUACAGGACAAAAAGCAUGAAGUUCUAAUUGGUUCUAUAUCUGUUACACUUGGAAAUUGCAGUAACCUGCAGCACGACGAAGAUCUUGGUCAUGCUCCGCUGAGAAGUGCUUUGGAGCUUUCCACAACAGAUAUAGAUGGAAUUCAUGAGAGGCCUGUCAAACCUGAGGCAGCUCAGAGUACUGCAAAUCGCUCAACUGUCAAGCUCUGGAGACCUGUUAGUCGAAAUGAUAAUGGUGGUCAGCCCCCCAGUCAGAACGGGGUUGAUGCUUGUGAAGUUGGUGACACUCGCAAUAACAGUGAUGAGGUCCAGCAGACAUGUGAAGCGCAGACUUGCUCUAACUUCCAUGAAGAAAAUCAUGCUUCUGGGGAAGGUGGACUUCAGAGAGACUCAGGGUUCUCCAGCCAUGUGGCAGAAGCUUUUCUUGCAAAGAGGUGGAAGGAGGCUAUUGCAUCAUACCAUGUGAAACUUGUGUUACCUGACGCUAGACCUCCAGAAUGCCCCCAGGUACAUUGUAAUAGCCAAGAAACUUUAUACUCGUCCAAGUUGGAGCGGCGUGGCAUCCUUCACAGUGCAGAGAACCGUUUGGAGAGCUACACAAACCUUGAACUUUCAGCGGCUGUGAAAUCAAAGACCAGAGCUAAGCCAGAGAAGGGCAGUAAGGUGAAGUACAUCCCAAAACAAAGAAGUGCUUAUUGAAACUCAUGGGAAUUUAUAGGUGGUAUAGCAAAUGUGCAGUUUUUCAUCUACUAUAUCUUACAUUCUUAGCAGAGGUUCCAAUUUUAACAGCAGGUCUUCUGUCCGUAAAAUUUUGAGGGAAGUGAUUAUUUGGUAGUAAUCUUUUUUAUUUUCUGGUCACAGGAUGCAGUGAGUUCUUUUUUUUUUUUUAAUUUCUUUUUGCCUUCAAUAGGUUGAAAUUUUCUCAUGUAAUAAAUUGGUUUUUUAGUGUUAUUGCUGAUUUUACCCUCUGGCUUUUGGCUGGCAACAUAAGGUUUUACUCUUCUCUUGUA